Molecule: messenger RNA, 1163 nt
Organism: Marasmius oreades (fairy-ring Marasmius)
Lineage: Eukaryota; Fungi; Basidiomycota; Agaricomycetes; Agaricales; Marasmiaceae
Exons: 2
Coding region: 237-803 (188 amino acids)
Source: RefSeq, a predicted model, not a curated record
UUUCUUUCUCGUUCCACUACCGAAAUCCCCUUGUUAUCCGGCUGCUUGAUCACACAUUAAUGUCCGCGCCUACCCCCAGACAUGCCCAUCUCCAUAUAAAAUGCUGUGCGCUAUACCUGGUUGCCUGUUCCCUUGUUCACCACCGAAAUCUCCUUCCUAUCCGGAUGCUUGACUCCAUCACCGCCCGUCGUUAGUAUAUCAAACCCUUCUUUCACAUCUUAUCCUCUAUCGACUCGAUGUCCUCCAUUAAAGCAAUCCACGACAAGCAGCUGGUACCUUCACAGGUCGCAACCUCCGUCUUCAGGGCAUGGAAACACUUCCAACAGAUGAUCGUGAUCCAGCGUCGCAGAAAAGCAAGCCACUUCUUCCGCACUCGAUUCCUCUUCACACGAUCGGACCGGAAGCCGAUGUUCCCUGUAGUAAUUUCGUUACAGAGGCUGGUGCUUACUCGGCUUUUACACUCGACAUUUAUGGUUGCCACCGGAUUUAUAUCGUUAUUUGAGCGAUAUCUGACACUAUUGCUUUGGAUCUGGGCCAUGAUCACGUCCCCCUGUUCACUGUUCUUGAGAAUCCCCGGAUAUAUUUACCGUGGAAUGAGGUUCAGCGGACAUCCCCUCCUAAAGGACCUGUGCAAUGAUAUGACUUACGGUGGAUUCGAGCUAAUGACGCUUGCUUCACUACACCUCCGAUUUGAUGACAUAGCAAUUCAGGCACUUAGCCUCAGCUGCGCACUUGAACUGAUAUUCACCACCACCCAUGCACAAUACUUCCCGAAUGCGAAGGAGACUGUCAAGCGGGUAUGAAGUCUGCCAAAAUCCGCGCCCCAAAGACGCUCGAGUUUACAUCACCAUAAGCCUUGUCGCCUGGUCAAUGGUUCCGGAACCUUGGUUUGGCUUGCAGCGGGAUGCAUGGCGGAUCUAUGCAAAACCGACCAAAGCACGUAUCGAACAUAUCGUAUUUUAUCCAUUAAUUUCAGACGUCGCCACAGUCAUUUAUCGAUUCGGAAUUAGGCUACCAACAAUUACUUAAUGGUCUCAACAUUCUCUCCUUGUAAUUUAUUCGGACAAUCAUCCAAAGCAUCAGUCAUCGUGUACCCACGGAGCCAUAUAUUUGUCUGCACAAGUCGGACUUUACAUCGUUUUGUAAUAGUACUAUUCGCGAAC